AUGCAUUCUUUCCUUUUGCCUGUCCUUUCAUUUACACUCAGCAUCGCCGUCAGUGCGAUUGCCGACCCCACUCUCUCUCCUUGGCAGCUUCACGAACAGCGUUCCCAUAUACCAGCAGGAUGGACUCGAGCACGAAAGCUUCAUCCGUCUGCGUUGGUUCCCUUACGAUUUGCGCUUGCGCAGUCAAAUAUCGAGCACAUCGAAGCGCUUCUCAACGAUGUGUCACAUCCUAGUUCACCCAAUUACGGCAACCAUUGGUCUGCAAGUCAGAUCGCCGCCGAAUUUGCGCCAAGCACUGAAUCCAUUGAGACCGUGCGCUCGUGGUUGAUCGAAAGUGGUGUGGAACCACACCGCGUAAAACUCUCUCCCACCAAGGGAUGGCUUGAAGUGGCUUCUACGGUCGAAGAGGCCGAAAAUCUCCUGCUUGCCGAAUACCAUGUGUACGAUCACGAAACCGGCACAAAACACAUUGCAUGCGACAGCUACCAUUUGCCAGAGCAUGUCGUCCCACAUGUCGACUUUGUGACUCCUACCAUACAUUUUGAUGCCAGAAUCGAGAAGCGCAAUUCGCAAAGCAGAGUCCCGAUUGGCCAACCUGGUCAAGGUGGCUCCUCUCCCAAGACGACCGGUCAAAUCGAUGGUAUUUUGGAUCAAAUUGAGGACUGUGAUAAGCAGAUCACGCCAAUUUGCUUGAGGGCUCUCUAUGGGCUUUGGUAUCAGCCAGUCUCUGGCAACUCCAACAGCUAUGGGAUUGUGGAGUACACCCCACAGGCCUAUGUGCAGUCUGAUCUUGACAUAUUCGCAAAGAAUUUUUCAACUGGCCUUGAAGGUGUUUCCCCUACACUGGUUUCGAUAGACGGAGGCGUCGUCCAGACUACAGAAAUCGCUUUUGACUACAAUGGAGAAUCCAACCUCGAUCUCGAGUACGCCAUGACCCUGGUAACAAAGGGACAAAACAUUACUCUUUACCAAGUUGGAGAUGUAGUUCAAGGUGCUUCUUUCAAUACCUUCCUGGAUGCCCUGGAUGGAACGUACUGCACUUUUGACGGUGGUGAUGACCCCGACCAGGAUCCCGUUUAUCCUGACACCGCCAGUGGCGGAUACAGCGGCAACGAGGAUUGCGGAACUGUCAAGCCCGCAAAUGUCAUUUCGACAUCCUACGGAUACAACGAGGCCGACCUCUCUGCCGCAUAUGCCAUUCGCCAAUGCAAUGAAUACGCAAAGCUCGGCCUCAUGGGCGUCACUUUCCUCUUCAGUUCUGGAGACUUGGGCGUUGCGGGUAACGGCGGGUAUUGUUUGAAUGCCGACGGUUCUCAAUCCGCUGACGGUACAAUCUUCAAUCCCGGCUUCCCUGCUACAUGUCCGUAUGUCACCGCGGUGGGUGCCACCCAAGUUAGCCCUGGCAAGUCUGUGUGGGAGCCCGAAAGCGCGUGCGAGCAGGUCAUUUACUCUGGCGGUGGAUUCAGCAACUACUUCAGUAUGCCCGACUAUCAGAAGGCGGCGGUCGAAGGGUACCUAGCAGCUAAUCCGAUCUCGUACUCGAAGGAUAUUUACAACUCCACCGGAACGUCCCGUGCAUAUCCCGAUCUUUCCGCCAAUGGAGCGAACUACGUUGUUGCUAUCGACGGAACUUUUUCGCUUGUUUACGGAACGUCGGCGGCUUCGCCUGUCGUCGGUUCUAUCUUGACCAUGGUGAACGACGCCCGCAUCGCGCUCGGUAAACCACCCCUUGGGUUCAUCAACCCCACUAUCUACUCCGCUGGUUUUGCAGCCGGCUUCAAGGAUAUCACCAACGGAACGAACCCAGGGUGUGGCACUCUUGGAUUUAAUGCGACUAAAGGUUGGGAUCCCGUUACUGGCCUCGGUACACCCUACUUCCCUUCUCUGCUUGCUAAGUGGCUGGUUCUUUAA
This is a messenger RNA of Suillus clintonianus, 1911 nucleotides long. RefSeq names its product subtilisin-like protein. NCBI's taxonomy places the organism in Eukaryota, Fungi, Basidiomycota, Agaricomycetes, Boletales, Suillaceae. Gene Ontology annotation, molecular function: tripeptidyl-peptidase activity; serine-type endopeptidase activity. Bases 1 to 1911 code for a protein of 636 amino acids. The transcript is spliced from 9 exons. Gene Ontology annotation, biological process: proteolysis. The record is from RefSeq and is a predicted model, not a curated record.